AUGAUCUCUCUGGUAUCCAUACUCACAUUUAUGGUGGCGGCGAAUGUAGUUGGUGCUACAAACUCAGUCGGAUGUGGCAAGGAGCCGACGCUCGCCAGCGGAGUGCAUUCGCUCACCGUCAACGGAAAGGAUCGCGAGUACACAUUAAAGAUUCCCGACAACUACGACGCGGCCAACUCCUACAAGCUCAUCUUCGGAUUCCACUGGGCAAAUGGCACCAUGGAGAACAUCACGAUCGGCGCAACGACGGGCGGUGUGGUGCCCGGAUGGUCGUACUACGGCCUGGAGCAGCGCGCCAACAACACGGCCAUCCUCGUCGCGCCGAACGGACUCAACAAGGGCUGGGCCAACACCGACGGCGAGGACGUGGCCUUCGUCGACGCCAUGAUCGACGCCAUCGAGACGGACCUGUGCGUCGACCAGGCCCAGCGCUACGCCACCGGCUUCAGCUACGGCGGCUCCAUGACGCGCACCCUGGCCUGCGCCCGCGCGAACGUCUUCCGCGCCGUCGCCGUCCUGUCCGGCGCCCUGCUCAGCGGCUGCGAUGCCAGCACCGACCCCAUCCCGUACCUCGGCAUCCACGGCAUCAACGACCCGCUGCUCCCCAUCGCGCGCGGCCGCGGCCUGCGCGAUGCGUUCGUCGCUAACAACGGCUGCACCCCGCAGGAUCCACCCGAGCCGGCGAAUGGGACGCUGACGCACGUCAAGACUGUCUACGAGGGCUGCAGGGCUGAGUAUCCGGUGUGGUGGAUUGCGUAUGAUGGUGGUCACAUCUCAGCGCCGCACGAUGGUCCGCCCCGUGACACCGACAGCGGUGACUCAUUUGCUCCUACAGAGACGUGGGCGUUCUUCUCUCAGUUCUUCGAAUAG
This is a messenger RNA of Lasiodiplodia theobromae, 870 nucleotides long. Its product is annotated as Cellulose-binding family ii protein. The coding region runs from base 1 to 870 and encodes 289 amino acids. Gene Ontology annotation, cellular component: extracellular region. Gene Ontology annotation, molecular function: feruloyl esterase activity. The transcript has a single exon. NCBI's taxonomy places the organism in Eukaryota, Fungi, Ascomycota, Dothideomycetes, Botryosphaeriales, Botryosphaeriaceae. The record is from RefSeq and is a predicted model, not a curated record.